GGCCCGCUGUCCGCUCGGGAGCACAUGCUGCAGGGCGCCUGAGCCUGGGGGGGUCGACGAGAGGCGGACAGGCGGAGAAGCGGGUGGAGGCUCUUGCUGCGAGUAAAUGACUCGCUGAGGCUGCGGCUGCGGCUGCGCGAGGCAACGAUGCGGAGCGACUCGGGCUCCCCGGUGUCUCCGGAGGAGAGUCUCAGCAACAGCGAGGAGGAGCUCGACAGGCAGCAGCAGAGGAGAUGCCGGAGGAAGAGGCGCUCCGGCAGGAGAAGUGAGGAGGACUCCGGGAGCCCGGUUCCUGCUGGGAAGAGGGGAAAGAAGUCGAGCAACAGCAGCAGCAGCAACAGCAACAGCAGCAGCAGCAGCAGCAGCAGCAGCAGCAGCCCGCAGUCGCUGGAGGAGCUGCAGACGCAGCGCGUGAUGGCGAACGUGCGCGAGCGGCAGCGCACGCAGUCCCUGAACGAGGCGUUCGCGGCUCUGCGCAAGAUCAUCCCCACCCUGCCCUCGGACAAGCUGAGCAAGAUCCAGACCCUCAAACUGGCGGCCAGGUACAUCGACUUCCUCUACCAGGUGCUGCAGAGCGACGAGCUGGACUCUAAAAUGUCGAGCUGCAGCUACGUGGCGCACGAGCGGCUGAGCUACGCCUUCUCCGUGUGGAGGAUGGAGGGCGCCUGGUCCAUGUCAGCAUCUCACUGACGUCUGGGGAGGGGGGCGUCCUGGAGCAGCACCAUGCACCGUGGUGACACCGAUUCCACUCAUCUCUGCGAGGGGCCACUCUGGAGUCGGAUGCUGGAUAUGUGCACAGCUGCAAUAUUUUCUGGAAGUUCAAAAACACGAGCGGUGAAAAUACGAGUGAGAAGGCCAAAGACUAUAGGAGCUGUAGCGCCUGGAGAGCACUUAGAAAAAAGUCCGACAUCCAAGAGAGUCGCGUGCUUUUGUACUCUUUACGCGCUUUUCACUGAAAUGUAUGUUUUUUUUUUUUUUCUCUGACAGCGAAUGUUGGAAAUGUGUAUCCUUCAUGCAUGUCUUUUGACCACGCCAUGCCGUAUCUGUGUCCCUUAGGAAAGGGACAACGUGCUUUCCCACUUUCACGGCUGCCGAAGGACCGUUGGUCGGGAGAGGGUUCCGAGUUUAGCCCUUACCUGUGCGGAGUUAUUUGUCUUCAAAAAUACAUUUAUUAAUUUAUU
Molecule: messenger RNA, 1181 nt
Organism: Scleropages formosus (Asian bonytongue)
Lineage: Eukaryota; Metazoa; Chordata; Actinopteri; Osteoglossiformes; Osteoglossidae
Gene: twist1b
Product: twist family bHLH transcription factor 1b
Exons: 2
Coding region: 148-690 (180 amino acids)
Biological process (GO): regulation of transcription by RNA polymerase II; developmental process
Molecular function (GO): protein dimerization activity; DNA-binding transcription factor activity, RNA polymerase II-specific; RNA polymerase II transcription regulatory region sequence-specific DNA binding
Source: RefSeq, a predicted model, not a curated record